UGUAUUGUGCGUAUAGUUUUCUAAUAAUUUGUAUGUUAAAUGAAAUAAUGGAAAUUAAAUAUAUUUAAAAUAAUAUAAACAUGUUUAAUAUCCAAUAAUUAACUAAGCUUCCUUAAAAACGUUCCAAGUGGUUUUUAAUUCAACUCAAACACAAUUGUGCAACUAAAUCUUCCAGGAAGGCUAUGCAGCCACUUAUACCUAUAACCACUAUAUGCAACAGAAAAAUAGAAGAGAACUUCUCUGAAAAUGUUUACCAACAUUUUGCGGCCAUAUGCAGUGUUAAUCAUUUGCAUAUGUGCGACAUCCGCAUCGACGGUGGAAACUGAAACUAAUGUAAAUAGUCAUGUUCCUUUACUAUUAAGCAUGUAUAAUCUUAGCCUAAGUACGACAAAAUCGCCAACAAUCAAUGUGAGAUUUACAGCAACGCCUGUUAUAAACGUGUCUAAGGAAAGUCCAGCCGUGAACUCCUUUCCUAACACGAAAGCUCAAAAAGUGCCUUUAAAACGAAACGUUACUGAGAAUUUAUAUCCCCAAAUCGCCACAAGCAUUUUCCUUGCCAAUUACAACAGUCAACAGAAUGUCAUGCAGCUCAUUCGAAAUAUAGAUGACCGCCUGCGUAGUCUGCGGAAUGUGGAGAUGCGUGUGCCUACAAUACAAGAAAUUUUUGAUUCAAUGCAAUUUACCAGUGCUUCCAAUGUACAUGCAUACCGAAAUAUCAGUGAGACGGAUCAGCAACAAAUUCUAGAUCCUCCCGACCAAGAUCUGCAAGUUUUUGCUAAACGUUUGUUUAAAAAGUUGGAUAAAGCCUCGCAUGUUGUGUAUGAGCUGCGGGAUUUCUUUCGUAAAAACAUCACUAAAAUAUUGGAUCUACAACAACAUAUGCUUACUGAGUACAGUGAAGAUGAAGAUAUCGAUUCAGGAUUUGACAUAGAAAUAGACGAUUUUGAUAGUUUUAAAUCAAAUGAAGAGAAACAGAAUAGCAUUAAUUUGUAUCUUAACACCUAUAUACAAUCGUGCGAGAGUGGAGCAUUAGCAACAGAGCAAAAUUAUAAUAAACAGCAAAUUCAAAUCGUCAACUAUCUAAAGACUGAAGAGAGCAGGUCGCAUUCUGUGGAUCACUUUUUAAAUGAAAACAAUGAACUUUCUUUGGAGGCAAAUGCUUUUAUUAUAGAAAAGUUAGAAAGUUUAAAAAGUACGUUAACUAAAACUGAAGCAAAUCAGAAAGCGACGUCUAUCAAUUCUAAAAUAAAAUUGGUCGGAAAUCAUUUCAAACAUAUCUACUUUUUAUCUCGUAGUGAUCAUGCUAGUGAUAAAAGUGAACGUUACUUUUACGACUUACAUUUUAGAUAUCUAUAUUUGUCCGCCAUUAGACGUAAAUAUGCUUUUAUUUUAAUUGAUAUUGGCUCUGUGAUGAACGUAGAAUUAAUGGAAUUGACGAAGAAUUUUGUAAAUAAUGUUUUACAACAACUAUCCGACAAGGAUUUAAUAUCCAUUGUUACUGUAGCUGAAGAAGCACAUUGUAUGUUUUUGGAGGCCAAUAACAGCGAUGAUAAUGCAAAUAUUGGUGUUUAUGUUGCGACUCGAGAACGGAAAGAUGAAAUAAUGAACUACAUAAAUAAUUUGAUAGUUUCCAAAAGUUUAACCAAUCAUUCAUUAGGAUUUGAGCGCGUAUUUCAAAUAUUACAUAGUCUGGAGAACGCAACUCUAAUUAGUACACACAAUCCCAUAACAUUUGUAUAUAUAACCCGUGGUUUAUUGGCCAAUCUAUCAGAUGCAAUGCAAGUAAUGAAUGUCAUUGCCACAGGACAACAGAGUUUACAAAAACCUGUCGCUAUACACACUUGUGCUGUUGUGAUGGAUGAGAAACGUAUUAUGUACGAAAAACAAUUUUUAACCGACAUAUCAACACAAAAUUAUACGAAAUUUGAUAUAAAAUAUGUUGAUUGGCUCAAAAUACGUCAAGAAAAUAAUUUGAUUGGAAAAAUUUGCAUUUUAACUAAAAUGCAUCCCGAUAAGCUCAUGCAAGCAAGCACGGCUAUUUUCGAAAACACAUUUGAUCAAAAAUAUUUAUCGGAAAAUUUGGAAGUACACCCGCCUUUCGUAGAUCCCUACAGUAGAGAUGUUAUUGUUUCCGUGACUCAUGCAGUGCCUCCUUUUGGUUUAGUAGGUGUGAAUUUAUAUGUCGCGGAUCUGAUAGAAGAUAUUAUAAAUUAUGGACAGCAAGUGCAAAAUAUCAAUAGAAAUGAGUUCAGCUAUGCAUUUAUGGUCGAUCGGGAUGGCAUGACCAUUGCACAUCCAGCUUUUCCAAGGCCAUUUACACAAACUCAAACCCCAUUUCCAGUAGACAUUGCAUAUUUAGAAAAUUCAACAAAUUUUGUAAAUAUUCGCCGCCGUAUACUUCAGGAAAAAUCUGGCAAUGUUAAAACAACUGUCUUCGUAAACAGUAAUCGUAGGAAAGAACUUCUAAACCGAUCAUAUUACUGGCGCUCGGUUCUAGGCAUAUAUGUGCUUUGUCUAGUAUCUACUACAAACCCCGAAAGCGAAAUAAAACUUAUUACACCAAAUGAGAUAAUAAACUCCAAAAUGGGUAUGCAAAUAGCCGCUACAGUUGCACUGAAUAUACCAAGGUAUGGUGGGAAGGAUACUUUAGUUUCUCAGUUUCACCCGCCAAAGGAAUUCGAGCAUAUGCCAAUUGUUGAUUUGUUAUAUCAUCGUUUGGACUUAAUACCACCACCAAAUGGACAUGUUUGCCGCUAUUUUCGUCAAGUGGCAACAUUAGAUUCCGCCACCAUCUUCCUCAGCGCAUCGGCAUUUGAGUCACCUUUUAAUUUCUUGCACAACAAUCGCAUGAGUUCGACAGAAACUCAAGUUCGAACGGCGGAGAGCAUAAUGGCAUAUAUUAAGGAUACUACAGGUUUGCUAGCUAAUCCUGGCUUACGACCACAAAUACGUCAUGAAAUAAAUGCUUUGUACAAUGCGAUGAAACACUUGAAGAAGCGUCAUCAGGAUGCACGCGGCAAUAUGAAAAAUAAUAUUAUACGUCGGUACAUCGCUACAGUUAGUGGUGUCCUACAAGUCUAUCCUGGUUGUUUGUUAAGCAACAACUACGAUCCUACGCGACGUCCCUGGUUUCGCAAAGCAAUGCAACUUCCGGGUAAAAUAGUUACAACGGAACCUUAUUUAGAUGCAGGCGGUGCUGGUUACAUUGUUACUGUGGCUCACACCAUUUUCGAGCGAAAAUCCAAUGCAUUACACCAGUUAGAAGGACAGCAGCCGGUUGCUAUUGUUGCCAUAGACUUGCCAUAUACUUAUUAUUAUAAAAUGAUUUUGGAUUCUACGCCUUUAUGUCAAUUAAAUAACAUGAAAUGUUUACUUUUCGAAAACGAAGGCUUCUUAAUUGCACAUCCGAGUAUGCUAGAAGCAAGUACUCAGCAGAAAAAUCCACGACGACCACAUGAACAUCUCACCCACAAAGAAUCGUACUUAGCUAAUGAUAUACUUAACCACAAAGUCCUAGUACGGAAGGUGGCUUGUGCAAAUUAUCAGAAUCGAACGCUGCAACGCUAUUAUGUCUUCAAUACAUCACUAACGGACAUAUUGACAAAUGUGGUGCAUGGGGAGCGCACUAAAUACGCAAUUACGUUGGUGGCUGGUAGUAAUAUUUUUGCCGCUGUAUUGAAUUCCACAUGCGAUGGUGGUGCUUUUUGCCCCUGUAGCACAAUUGAUCGCACCUGUUUAAACUGUAAUCGUAUGGAUCAAAUGGAUUGCGAGUGUCCGUGCGAAUGUCCAAUGGACACAAAUGGUUUCACCGAGCUCACGUCGGACUCGGAUGAACCGUACAGCAACUAUACACAACAAUACCCAUAUUGUAAACCGCCUAGUGAACACUUUAUAGCGUUGCCACAAAUCAAUGAAAACAACCUGCUGCAUUCCUGUGUUAAUAUGAAUUGUGAUUUGUUUGUCACACAACAGGAGUGCUUAGCAGUGAUGGGUUGUGAAUGGUGUCAGCAAGACUUAGAUGGCAAUGGUUUUGCUGCUUCAUUUUGCACUGCGCAAACAACAUGCUUUAAUGGUGUUUUGUCAUCUCUUACGCCUUAUGGGGACUUGGACGAACUUGAAAUUAUCGCUGCACAUGGUUACAAUCCUGAUUCUAAUCAAAGUUCUUAUUCUGCACUGGGUCCAAUUGGAGGCGCAGUGGUUGUGUUAUGUAUAGUGAUAGGUUUGGCUAUUUAUUGUUAUCGACACAGUGUGGAUACCGGUUCGCAGGAUCAGUUUUAUAUAGAUUCUUUACAAGAAGAAAACUAUGGCUUGCCAUUGUCUCGUUUUAAUUUUGAUGACUGUCAGGCACAUGAUGAACCACCAGAUAUUUAUGAUCACACUUCAGCACAACGGAACCUAAUAAAUCCAGCAAAUAUAUCACCUUAUCAUGUGUCCACAGGUAGCAGUUAUCGUCGUCCACCUAAUGGAGAAUCAGAUCAUGGUUAUUCCACCAUGACACCACAUGAAGACUCUUCCGACCAUCAGUGCUUCACACUUGCCGAACCUCUACUUUUAAAUGAUAAUCGGCAUAGUAAAUCCGAUACAAUGUCAAUAUCUACAUCAAUUUCAAGUCCAACAAAUCGCCAUAACCAACAACAUAAUUACAACAGUUCAUACCAUAACCAACCAACCACAAGUAAAGAUGCACGCUAUAAUCUUACAUCACCUAAAAAGUACUAUACCAACGUGCACUCUCCGGCACGUGUUUAUGAACAAACUGUCUUACCAAUACAUGACAACAAAAACGCGCCAAAUGGCUCACAUUACAUACUAGCACCCGUCACAGUGCAUCGUCAUAUGGAAACUGCCGAUUCAUAGCCGUUUUACAUAUUGCCAACUCUAAAGCAGAAGAAAUGUGUUAACAACUUUAGUAGUUUAAAUAUAAAUUUUGGAAAGUCUUGUUUUUGCCAAUUAGCUUUAAGUUUUAUCUGUGAACAGUCUGACUGUCACGACAUUAUCGCAUUAGCUAGUUACAUAUAUUUGUAUUUGUCGUUAAGUUGUACACAUAACUGAAAUGGCAUUUAGUUUAAGUAUUAUCCAAAGCGAAUUAUCGCGAUUUACUGUUUACUGAUUUGUUACAAUAGUUAUACGGUAAUUAUUGACUUAAUUGACUUAAUUAUGUUAACUAUUUCUUGUAAAGAAAGGAAAUUAUGCCAGCCAAGUUUUAGACAAUUUUAUUGACCGUUUAUUAGAGUUUUUUAUAUUCGUGUUUAUUAUGUAAACAAACUGAAGUAUUAUUUUGCAUGUCAACAAUGUAUGUAAUUGUAAACUGUUUUUAAAUUUUAUUUUAUACAUAUGUUGUGUUAUA
Teleopsis dalmanni is the source of this 5347-nucleotide messenger RNA. RefSeq names its product VWFA and cache domain-containing protein CG16868. Gene Ontology annotation, cellular component: voltage-gated calcium channel complex. Lineage: Eukaryota; Metazoa; Arthropoda; Insecta; Diptera; Diopsidae. The coding region runs from base 247 to 4857 and encodes 1536 amino acids. Gene Ontology annotation, molecular function: voltage-gated calcium channel activity. The record is from RefSeq and is a predicted model, not a curated record. The transcript is spliced from 10 exons.